This is a messenger RNA of Lotus japonicus, 1032 nucleotides long. RefSeq lists its product as uncharacterized. Gene Ontology annotation, molecular function: nucleic acid binding; zinc ion binding. The coding region runs from base 1 to 1032 and encodes 343 amino acids. Lineage: Eukaryota; Viridiplantae; Streptophyta; Magnoliopsida; Fabales; Fabaceae. The record is from RefSeq and is a predicted model, not a curated record. The transcript has a single exon.
AUGGGGAGUAAUGGAAAUAUCCCAGCAAACCUUCCAAUCUUUGAUGGCAAGAAUUGGGAUCAAUGGUGUUCCAAGAUGCGGGUCAUCUUCAACUUCCAGGAAGUGGGUGAUUAUGUUGAUGGUGGCUAUGCACAGUUAGGGGAGAAUCCAACGGAGGCUCAGCGAACUGCACACAAAGCGGCAAAGAAGAAUGAUCAAAAGGCUCUCUUCUACAUCCAUCAGUGCGUGAAUUCAAAGGUCUUUGACAAAAUCUCAGAAUCAAAAACCUCCAAAGAAGCAUGGGAUUUGCUAACGAAGUAUUAUGGUGGUGAUUCGAAGGUAAAGAAGGUGCGACUCCAGUCUUUACGACGUCAAUAUGAACUGCUGCAGAUGAAAUCUGAUGAAUCAAUUGCUGAUUACCUUUCAAGAUUGGGAUCUUUCACCAGCCAAAUGAAGAGUAAUGGUGAGGAUUUGACUGAGCAAUCGAUUGUUGAGAAGGUACUCCGCACAUUAACCCCAAAAUUUGAUAUGAUUGUGGUUGCAAUUGAAGAGACAAAGGAUCUUAGCCAAUUGAAGUUGGAAGAUCUGCAGAGCACACUUGAGGCUCGUGAAUUACGGGUCACUGAUAGAGAAGCAGAAACUGAGAUUGAACGAGCAUUGAUGGCCCAAUCCAAGAAGGGAUCCUUUGAUGAUAAGAAGAAGAAGUGGAAGAAGGGAAAGUUCAAGUCCCAGAAGGAAAAUUUCUCUAGCAAAGAGAAAUCUGAUCUUGAAGAUAGGCCUGAACCUUCUUCCACAAGAGGAGGUGAUAGUAGAAAGUUUAGUGGAAAGAAAAAGACCACUGACAGAAGUCAAGUUCAGUGUUUCAGGUGUGAAAAGUUUGGCCAUUAUGCCUAUGAGUACAAGAAAUUUAGAGGUGGUUCCAAUAAAGGAAAAACUCCCAAGAAGGCUGAAGAAGAAGCUAACUUGGUUCAAGAUGACUCAGACUCAGAUCCUGUAAUGUUGAUGGCUACAACCUGUGAGAGUGGUAAGGAUUCUGAAGUUUGGUAUUUUUGA